This is a messenger RNA of Quercus lobata, 1857 nucleotides long. RefSeq lists its product as uncharacterized. The record is from RefSeq and is a predicted model, not a curated record. The coding region runs from base 787 to 1740 and encodes 317 amino acids. The transcript is spliced from 2 exons. Lineage: Eukaryota; Viridiplantae; Streptophyta; Magnoliopsida; Fagales; Fagaceae.
UUUAAUUUUGUUCUGGUUGUCCUGCGUCAGUUUUGGUAUCAGAGCAAACACCGAUCUGUUGAAGCAUCAUCGCAAGAAAGAGCCAGAAAAUAUCACCCAAAAAAAAAAAAAAAACCAGAUUUUGAAGCCAACCAGAAACCUCUAGUCCAGAACCCACAAUCAAGUUUCCAAAUCCCUUGCAACCACAGAGAGAGAAAAAAAACCACGUCAAGACCCAUCGGCAACCUCAACUCACCACUGUUGAGAUUGACCCACCAGCCGCUGAAACCCACAGACCAGCACUUAGCCGCCGCCGACCCAUUAGCCACCGCUGCCGACACCAUCUUCACCUUCAACUACCGCCGCUGAGGACGUCGACCACCACCGAUGCCAAGACCCAAGACAUCGCGCAGCCACUCCUCUACAAUUCAAGCCGCUGCUGUCUUCCCUGUCUUCGCGCCGCUACAGCCGUCGAUCCCUAGCACUGCGUCCAUCACCAAGCCUCUUUUCAAUUUAGAGAAUGUUGUCUCUUUUAGUUUCUAUGGUUUCCUUUUUUUUUUUAAAAAGUCUGUCCUGUAGUUUGCGUUCUUUUUAAGUCUAUUGCUUGCUUUCUUUAAGUCUGUAGUUCCUUAAGUCCAGCAGUGUAUUUUAUUAUUUUGCAAAAAAAAAAAAAAAAAAAAAAAAAAAAAGAAAAGAGGGCCAAGCAGAGUCCAGGCCCGUGACAGACCAGUCCAAGCCCAGUUCCAGCACUACCUGUCCAGAGAACAUCACAGCAGCCCAGCUUAUCCACGAGAUUUUGUCAACUGGAUGAAUGGGAUGGAGCGAUUCUUUGAGCAAGCAAAUUUUGCAGAUAACAUAAAGGUUAGGUAUGCCAAGUCGAAGUUAAUAGGUAAAGCACAGAGGUUUUGGGAGAAUCUUGAACGUUUCCGCUAUAUGGAUUAUGAACCUGCCAUUACUGUGUGGGAAGAUAUGAAAGAAAAGCUUUGUGAUGAGUAUUUGUCACCAUACUAUCGAGCUAAGUAUCUACCCCAAUCUCAGUGUGGUACUUUUCAAGUUGAAGCAAAUGCGAUGAAUCCUCAUCCUCAUCCCAUAUCAUGUCCUCAGUGCACUUUUGAACAAUCUACCAAGGAAUUAUCUACCAGGAAAGUAACGGAAUUAACUGUAAAGCCCAUGAAAGAGAUUCAAGACAGGAUUGCUCAGAUGAAGCAAAUGAAGACUCAACCUGAUUCAAUUGGGAAACCAAGGAUAAUUGAUCACAAUGAACUUAUUGAUGCCCCCAUAAAAGAUAACAUUGAUGGUGAUAUCUUGGUCGUGGAGAAUCCUCCCGCAACACCAAAGCCUAAUGUUGACAUAGACGUACAUACCUCGACAAGUGUUGCUUUAACAAGCAUGCAAGGAAAUGAAUCUAUUGAAGAACAGCAAGGUGAAAAGAUGGCGCCUAAAGAGAGUAUUAUGUUAGAGGGUGCACAUGAUGUGAAAGUUGAAGUUGUUGAAUGUGCUUCUAAUCAACCCUUCACAGUCCUUGAAGAUCUACAUCCUGGUGAAGUCGAAGAGGUUAAAACCACAGAACUUCCUAUGGUUCAUAAGGUUCACGAAGAGAUUAUACUGAUUCCACACAUUGAUUUUGUUAUUCCAAAUGAGUUUGACGUGGUGGAAUUCAAGGUUUUUCUUUUCCCUAUGCUCCCUAAGGUGAUUUCAAACUUGAAGCAAGUGUUGUUUGUCAGCAUCCUAAUCCUUCAAUGCUUUAAAACUCGAGGUUGAGUUUUCUCCAACCAGAGGAGAAUGAUGCGGGAGAUGAAAGAGAAUUAUUAUUUAAUAUUAUUUAUGUUUGCAAGUCAAUUGUAUUUUUAUGUUUUAGGUCCUAGUAGUUUAUUGGGC